UACAAUCCCAUCUCUCCAAUUUCAUUGGCUCUCAUUUCUCCCAAAUCUCCAUUCUUACAGAAUUCACUCCAAUUUUCCCAAAUCAAACACAAACCCAUCCCAGCCCUAAUCGAUUUUACAGAGCAAGCUUCAAUGGCGGCAUCAAUGGCGACCAUGGCGAUCCUCAACCCCAAAUGCUUCUCCCUCAACAGAACCCCCAUCAUCCCCUCAAACUCAAAACCCACCACACCCAUCUCCCUCCCAAUUAAAACUUCCCUCGCCGGAACCGCCAUCGCCGGAGCUAUCUUCUCGACAUUGAGCUCCAGCGACGCCGCCUUCGCCGCCCAACAAAUCGCCGACAUAGCGGAGGGCGACAACCGUGGGCUCGCCCUUUUGCUGCCCCUCGUCCCGGCGGUGGCGUGGGUGCUCUUCAACAUUCUUCAGCCGGCGCUUAAUCAGAUCAACCGGAUGCGAACGGAGAAGGCGGUGAUUGUUGGGCUGGGGCUCGGCGGGCUGGCGGCGUCGGGCUUGGUCAUGACGCCGGAAGCUAUGGCGGCGGAAGCUUCCAGCGACGGCAGGGGACAACUUCUGCUGAUUGUUGUGGCGCCGGCGAUUCUGUGGGUUCUGUACAACAUUCUACAGCCGGCGUUGAACCAGCUCAAUCGGAUGAGAUCCGAAUGAUCGACGAUCGUCAAACUCAUCCCGGUACCGGAAUCGAAGGCUUGUAAUUUUAAUUAAACUCUCUCUUCUGUUUUAUAAAUGGAGCGUUUUAGUCAAAACUUGGCAACUUUUUUAAGUGUUUAUAAUCCAACUUUAUUUCUUUCGUAUGAUAUAUAUAGUGUAUUUGUUUCUA
Momordica charantia (bitter melon) is the source of this 832-nucleotide messenger RNA. RefSeq names its product photosystem II reaction center proteins PsbY, chloroplastic. Gene Ontology annotation, biological process: photosynthesis; cell redox homeostasis. The record is from RefSeq and is a predicted model, not a curated record. NCBI's taxonomy places the organism in Eukaryota, Viridiplantae, Streptophyta, Magnoliopsida, Cucurbitales, Cucurbitaceae. Gene Ontology annotation, cellular component: membrane; chloroplast thylakoid; photosystem II. Gene Ontology annotation, molecular function: manganese ion binding.